Molecule: messenger RNA, 483 nt
Organism: Gongylonema pulchrum
Lineage: Eukaryota; Metazoa; Nematoda; Chromadorea; Rhabditida; Gongylonematidae
Source: the annotation of a GenBank genome assembly
AUGCAUUGUAUUCUUGUCGAAGCUUCUGAUACUGGAUUAGAAACGGUACUGGCACAUGAUGAACUGAGAAAAUUGAAUGAACAAAUUAAAAAAACAACAGCCGCUUUGCUGGCACUUCCUGUUCCCACGUACCAGAAGGAGCAUGAUGAUUAUCUGGAAGCAAUUCGUAACAGUCAGAAGGAGCAAAAAGCGAUUGUUGAAUUAGCAGUUGAACGUCAACGAAAAGCACUAGUAAAUGAAGCCAGUGCCACUGCGAGCAGCGAUGUUGUGCUUAAUUCGCCCGAUAUAUCCAACACCACCGAGGAGCAUGAUGAUUAUCUGGAAGCAAUUCGUAACAGUCAGAAGGAGCAAAAAGCGAUUGUUGAAUUAGCAGUUGAACGUCAACGAAAAGCACUAGUAAAUGAAGCCAGUGCCACUGCGAGCAGCGAUGUUGUGCUUAAUUCGCCCGAUAUAUCCAACACCACCGAGGUUAAUCUCGACUAA